Messenger RNA from Rosa rugosa (rugosa rose), 4245 nucleotides. RefSeq lists its product as uncharacterized. Bases 3100 to 4146 code for a protein of 348 amino acids. NCBI's taxonomy places the organism in Eukaryota, Viridiplantae, Streptophyta, Magnoliopsida, Rosales, Rosaceae. The transcript has 3 exons. The record is from RefSeq and is a predicted model, not a curated record.
AUAUAUAUAUAUAUUGAAAUUAACUUAUAAGUUAUAACAUUUAUAAAUAUUAGUUAAUGUGGUUAUAUUUAAUUAACUAUCUUUCUAAAACUCUAAAUUAAUUUUUAUUUAACAAAGGAAACAAUAAUUAAAGAAAAUAAAGCUGAGGAAAUCAAUUACCAAAAAAGAGAUAAGUUGUAUGCUAUAGAGAAAAAAAAAUUAUUUUUAAAAUAGAAAAAAAUAGAAAAUUAUUAGGGCUUAAACGGGUAGGGCCUAGAGGGCCGGGCCGGGCUUGGCCCUAACUGGCUCAAAAGGGUAGGGCCGAAGGGCUGGGCCGGGUUUCAAUUGCAUGACCCUUACCCUACCCUAUUUGAGAAAGGGUCGGGCCGGUCCGCCCUAAUGCAAGGGCCGGAUAGGGCUUCGGCCCUAUGGGCCGGGCGGGCUUAGGACCGAAGGGCCAAAUGAUGACCCCUACCCGUAGGCUAUAUCACCAUUUAUAGCCUAUCUCCCUCUCCCAUCGUAGGCUAGUACACGGGCUUCAAAAAAAAAAAAAUGACCUGCUAACAUUUCAUAAGCCAAAUUUGGCUUCCCAUUUGGUAGGCUAAAUGGUAGGUCCCAUUAAAUUUUUAUGUUUUAUUUCUUUAUAUAUUAUGUUUUAUACAUUUAUAAAAUUAUAAUUUUCUUAUAUAAAUGUGUUAUUUAUAAUGUUUCUGAAUAUAAAAAUUAUACCAUUGUUAAUAUCUUGUUGAGAUCUUCAAUAUGAACCUAAUAUUUGAUAUGUUCAGUUUUUUUUUUUUUUUUUGUGUGUGUAAUUUUCAAGUUUUAUGAUAUACACACACACAUAUAUGUUUUUAUUUAAGUAAAAUAGAUUGAUUUUAUUAAUAGCCUUGUCAAAACCAGAAAUAUAUGUUUGGGGUUUGGCUUAUAGAUUACGGUGGCAACACUGUUUUUUGUUAAUAGGCCAAAUAGGUAUCUUAGAGGGAAUAUUCUCUUUUUGGUAGGCUAAAUAUAUUUGGCCUUUGGCCUAUGGUGGCAUAUGCUCUUAGGGUCUAGAAAGAUUCAUUACUUGGUAUCCUAUCCCUACACUAAAAUAAGCUACCUACCACACCCACUUUUAGAAUUAUGCCCUAAACCAAGGAAAUUAGAGCCCCGAAAGGAAUUAAAGGACAAAAGAGCUACUAUUUCCAUUGCGAUUUCUUCACUCAAUAAGAACAAGAUAGUCAUAUUCCCCUUUGAUAAAGAAGGAAUAAUGACCAAAGUUAAAAAGAAAAAAGAAAACACUAGGGUCCCUAUGGACCCAAGCCUACCAAGUCCACUCCAUGCACAGCCUACUCCAAAAGGCCAACACCUAGAAGCCCUAGAGCUGGAUCAGUUUUCCAAUCAGCAGCCACCUUUCUCCGUGCCGCCGUCGUGAUCCUCUAUCAAAACACUGUCGCCGCUGAUACCGGCCUGAUUUGACUCAGUUCGUAAGGUAGCAACCUCCCUCGUCACUCUUCGUAAACAAACAGCGACUGCACCAAGAUAAACAUCCUAGGAACAGAGUCAAAAACCACCACCGGGAACUGUCAUCGAUGAUAGCCGCCUGGUUUGACUCAAUUGGUGAGUCGCUCCUCGUAAACAAACAGCGACUUCACCAAGAUAAACAUCCUAGGAACACAGUCUAAAACCACCGCCGGGAACUGUCAUCGAUGAUAGCGGCCUGGUUUGACUCAGUUGGUGAGGUAGCAACCUCCCUUGUCACUCCUUGUAAACAAACAGCGACUUCACCAGGAUAAACAUCCUAAGAACACGGUUGAAAACCACCACUGCUGCUCUGAAGCCCCAACCAUACCACAUCUUGAAAACCAGCAAUUCGAUCCGACUCAGAGUGAGCUAGAUCCACCAAAUCCCGUCCAGACUCCUCUCUUCCGCUCAGAUACGGUGCCCUCCCACGCCAAUCGAACCACCAACCAAAAAUAUUACCGUAUUGAACCUCCUACUCAUCAUAUCCAACCUUACGUUGCUAGACAUGCUCGAACCUAGCAUCCCCACAAAUUCACCGUCAUCCUCCGCGAUUUCAAGAUGAAGGCGUCCACCUCCUCCAUCUUCAAGAGAAUAGAGUAAAAUUUGAAUCCCCAAGUAGUCAUUGGAGAAGAUGAUAAAGGUGUAAGAGAGGCCGGCGAUCUGUCUAAAACCCUAACAGAGCUAGAUUGGAGAAGGAAAAAAAAAAACGGCGGUGAGUUUAUUAAUUUUGAUAUUCAUUUAUAUCCAAAACGACGUCAUUUUAGAGUUACAUAUAUAAGGUAAAAUUAGAACUUAAUAAGUGUGCGCAAUUUUGAACAUAAAUACGGAAGGUAUUAACAUAAAACUUAAAAACCACCAACAUUUAUCCCAGCCUCGGCGCCCAUAGGCGUAAAACAUUUCUGUGUCCGAAAAUUUUACUUUUUACACUAUUUUGCUAGAGUACGUGUGCCUGUCAUGUGCAAGCAAAUCUCAUUGAACACGACGAGAUGCAUGCGCAAGUAAAAUGUGUUUCUAUAUAAACAUCCAAAGAAGGGUUCUACGUGUCUCAUAUGGUGGUUGGUGGAGAAGUGAAGAACAGACCUGGCAUCAAACAUGGAAGCCAGAGAUACAAAACCAGACAAAUUCAGUUCGUAGUUGUAUAUCACUGUGAUCUCCUGUGCAACUCACCCCUCCUGUUUCAUCAGGCCCACCAAUCACAUGAUACAACCCCAGCGGAGUCAGCUGAUACCCUGUUUAUUGCCGGUUACAAUAAUCAGAUGCCAAAGCCAAAUGCAGACGAACACAGCCCUCCGCCGAUUCCAGAAUAGAAGCAGCCGUUUCAGGGUGAGCGAGAAAUGACUUCUGUGCCCUUGGGAAGUGUGUGCGUCAAGGGUUGUCGUUUAGGUCGAAAUCACGGGCAAUCAAGGUAAUCCAACUCGGUUAAGUGCUAAGCUUCUCUCCUAUAAAGGCUUACAGAGCACUCAGAGGUGGUUGCAAGCUGGGCAAUGCUUUUCUCUUAAUCUCUCUCAGCUGUCUAUUGUCUCUCUCUCUCUCUGUCUUUCUGCGAGAGAGAGAGAAAUUGCAUUACUGAUCAUAUAAUGCACAUAGCUAGACAGGAAGUAAAAUCCAAGCAGAUAGAUGAAACGGUGCAGUGAAAGCAGACAAAGUAUAGCUGUUAAGAGGUCAAAUCACACCAUGGAUUUCACGAGUGGAAGGUCAUUUAUCUGCACUGCUUAUAAAUCCAUAAUUUCCUCUAUCUGUUUGUUGUGGGGUUCGAGGUCAACAUGUCACAUGCAAACCCCAAAAGAUUCGAUGCAUCAAAAUCUCAAGUCGGGUCUCAAAACCCUAAUUUUCAACCCUAAAUCCCAUAAUCAUGGCCACAUCGUUCACAAGAACUACAAGCUCGCACCACCAUCGCCAUCUUCGCAGUCUUCACUCACUUAUUCGUGGUCGUUAUUGGAUAACUCGUCGUCGUGGACUUCGUCUAUGAUGGACGACUUGCUCGGAACAGACAGUGGCGUCGCCUACAUGACAACCUCUAACGACGAUAUGUUAAUGUCAAUGACGACCAGCAGUUACCCCAAGAGGAAAAGUACUCGAGGAAGCAAAAGGGUGAAAAGGGAAUUUCCACCACCAAUACCGCUUCUGGCACAAACGAGGAAUUUGCAAUGUCGCAUGCCUUGGAAUCUGACUAGGCAUUACUCUAAUGGAAGGCUAAUUCUGAAAGGAGAGAAAGCACGGCACCAUGAGUACUUCGAAGCCGAACGUGACAGCGGCCGCCUUGUGUUGAAGCUUGUGCCUCUGGACAACACCAUACUAACGACUUAUGAUGUGACUGAAUCGUUUGGUGGACAUUUGGACGUGUGUGAGGAAAAUGAUGAAGAGCUUGAAAUGGAAAACGUGCAGUUUGCUCAAGAAGACUAUCCUGAGGAUGAUAAUGAUGAUGCUGAUGAUGACGAAGAUGAUGCUGAUGCUGAUGCUGAUGAUGAUGAAUGUGAUGACAAUGUGGAUGAACUAUGCAAGUCGGUGCCUCAGUCACACUCGGAGAUCAGCAGGUGUGUUGAGAAAUAUGGAAAUCUGCCGAUGUAUUUCACAAAGUCAGCUGCAAGAGUCCAUGAACAACCGCAAAACUACUUUGCACACCCUGCUUCAGCUCCUCUUCGUCCAGUGACUGCUGUCAUCUAAUUAGAGCAACUCAUAAGACGAAUUAGCUAGGGUGUUUUCUGGAUCAAGCUAAGAAGCCAUGUUAUGUGUAGUUAGAUCGGGUGAGAUCGAACAUAGUGA